Messenger RNA from Rotaria sordida, 534 nucleotides. Lineage: Eukaryota; Metazoa; Rotifera; Eurotatoria; Philodinida; Philodinidae. The record is from the annotation of a GenBank genome assembly.
AUGAAAUCGAGAAAAUUUAAUUUAUGUAUCAAAUGGUGGAUGUUAUUGAAAACAAAUAACUUUGGAAAUAAUAAAAUGCGUUGGUAUUGUUGGCUUAUAUUUUUUUUUGUCGCAAAUCUUUCAAUAUGGGCUUUACCUACGGAUGGUGAUGUUGAUAGAAAAAGUUUACUAGCUGUUGAUAAUGAAAAUCGACUUUUAGUUGCAGAAGAUGAAGGCAAAGUUGAUGAGAAUAUAAUUGGUGAAGAUGAAAGUUUGAUUAUGACUGAUGAAUAUUCUCGACUACGAAAACCACACAAACAAGAAAAAGAUAAAGAUAAUGAUUCAUCAGAAAGCAACGAUGAUGAAGGCAACAAUGAGGAUGAUAAAAAAAAUAACAAGAAACCAAAAAUGACAAAAUUUAUUUGCUUCACAGAAAAAUCUAAUCGACAUAAAUUACGACGACGUCCUCAACAAUCAGAAACACAUCGACAACAUCCAUCAUCGUCAUCAUCAUCAGCUAACAAUUCAUCACAACAUGAUUCUAACACACAUUGA